This is a messenger RNA of Entrophospora candida, 2689 nucleotides long. Lineage: Eukaryota; Fungi; Glomeromycota; Glomeromycetes; Entrophosporales; Entrophosporaceae. The record is from the annotation of a GenBank genome assembly.
AUGACAACCUCUAGUGACAAUACUUUUAAAAAGCAACAAAUAAUUCUAUUUACUCAGGUGAAACCAAUAUGUACCUCACUUAUGCAGGCUAGAUUCCAAACACCUUUGAAUCUUCAAGAUAUUAUUCAAAAAAUUAUUUUACUACAUAAAACUAUUCAAAAUACACCUAAUUUUUUUAUAAUCAGUGAUUAUAAAUUAAUUGAAUACAUUACUCUUCCUUUGUUUGAGUUAUAUAGUGUAAAAGAAUUAUCAAAAUGUGAUAGGUUUCUUGAAGAGUAUUUAAAUUGCCUUUCUACUUUGUUAUUAUCUGGAUGGCAAAAAUUCAUAAAUUCUGACAAUUUUCUUCAACUUUUCAUUAUGUUUAUGAAAAUUAUUGAUGGAAUAUCUGAUGAAUCAAGUUCAACCAAUGAUGAAAAGCAACAACAGCAAUUACAACAGAUAAAUAUGAACAAGAAAAAUUCUGUCAAAAAUCAAAUGAUAUCAGAAAAUACUAAAUUAGCUUGUGUCAAAUAUUUGCUUGCUUUACUACCUAAGCCAUCAGAUCAAAACAAAUACAAAGUAAGUCAAGAAGAAUAUUUCAAAAUUCUACAAUAUAGAGAGUCAAUAUUAGAUGAUAUGAGAGGAAAAUCUGUGUUAAAUGCAUUAGUUGGUCGUUGUGUUUAUGUUUUGUUGGGAUAUGUUGUUGAGGAACGACUGCUUGAGUUGAGAGUGACAACACUUGAAACUAUAAAAAAUUUAAUCAUUUGUGUUAAUAAUCCAGCAAUUGUUGCUGUUUAUUUACCAGGAGUUGUUAGUAAAUUGAGUACUCUAAUAGUUAUUGAACAAAAAGAAAACCAUUUGUUGUUAGAAAAAGCUGUUGAAACACUAGCUGAAGUCAUUUCUAUUGUCAUGUUGGAUGAUGAUGCUAUCAAUAAGGGAUUGAUAUCUAAAAAUGAGUCAAUUAGUGAAUUGAAAAAAGUCAUAAUUAACGAGUACAAUCAAAAAAACAACAAUUCUCUUAAAACUGAGAAUUCAAAGAAAUUCGAUCAAUCAAAAACAUCAACAGCUGCUGAUAUUAAUACUAAUAUUAAUACCAAUGGUGGUGGUAGUAAUUUUAAUAAUGGUGGAUUUAUUUGUGUUGAAAGAAAUUUAUCUUGGUUGAAAGCUACUAAAUCACAAAUUAAAAUAUCUAUUGCUAAUACUCUUACUAUUCGUAAUCAUCCAUCAUGGAAAUUGCGUUUAGCUUUUGUUAACUUUUCAUACAACUUACUUUCAAAAUGUUCAAAAACUUUGGAUGAUUGUGUUCCGUUGUUAGUUGAAACUUUGGUAACAUAUUUAAAUGAUGAGUAUGAACAGGUUUCAUGUCUUUGUCAAAUACAUUUGGCAACUCUUCACAAUGAUUCAAAAAUUAAAGAUUCUUUAAAACUUAUAAUGAAAGAAAGCUUUAACACUUGGCUUACUUCAUUGCCAAGAUAUUUAACUGGAUUGGAUGAAAAUGCAAAGUAUAAUGUAUUAUCUUUAUUAUCAGGAUUUAUUUUAUUUUUAGGAUCUGAUAUUCAAGGUGUACUCAAUUUGACCCUUGAAAGAAUAUCAGAUGGUCUGCUUAAAGCCUUAGAAUUUGACACCUGUAAUACCAACAUUAUAGAAGAUUUCAUAAAAUUUCAUCCACAAAUUUUGUUUAUUAUAAAUGAACUUUUACUUGGAUCUGCUGGGAUAAAUUUAAAAUCAAAUUUAAAUGAUUUGAUUGUGAUGACACCAGCAAACAAAUUAGAAGAAAUAAAAAAUCUAGUUAAAGCUGAUAAACAUGUUGAUCUUUUAAAAUCAAAGACAAAAAAUGAAAUAAUUCAAGAUUAUUUAUUAAGGAACAAUAGUAGUAAUGGUAAUAGCAGUGAAAUUUAUGAGCUUAGCAUUGAAUUCCAAAAUACAAUUAUCUUAAUCAACUGUAUGGUAUUAAAGGGAAUAGCAUAUAUAUCUCAAAUUAUGAAAAUAGAUUUUAGAUUUGAAUUAAUUGAUGCAUUAUAUUUGAUUUUAGAAAAAAUGGGAAACAAAAAUUUCAUGAUUCACGAUACAGCAGAAACAACCCUAUCAAAUGUUUCAAGUUGUUGUGGAUAUAAUUCCAAGAAAUCUUUGAUAUUUGAAAAUAUUGAUUAUCUUAUUAAUAUCAUAUCAAAAAAACUCAAUCAAAUCACAUUAAAUCCCCAAACACCACAAGUAUUAAUAGCUAUGUUAAAAAUAGUAGGAGCACCAUUGUUGGCUUAUUUGGAUGAUACUAUCGAGGAAAUUUUUGAUGCAUUGGAUAUGUUUCAUAUGAAUGAAUUAAUCUUGGGUCAAUUAUUGACAUCAUUAUAUACAAUUGUUUCCAUUAUAUCAGAUAAUGAAAAUGAAAAUUAUUUAAAGGAGGAAGGUGACAAGGAUAAAGAAAUAAAUGGCAAUAAUAAAAAUGACAAUCAUGAUGUAUCAUUUGAAAUUCAAGAAUUUAUAAAAAAUUAUAAUUUCUAUGAAAAAAAAGAAAAUUCUGCUACUAAAUCUCAAGAGAAUCUAACCCUUGAUGAGAUUGGUCGUUACUUUUUGGAACGUCAAAAGGAAAAAAAUGAUAAUGAUCUUGAGGGAGAAUCAGAAAGUGGUGGAUUGGAACAACUUGAGGAAAUCGUUAAACAAGAAGAAGAAAAUCUUAAGGACUCUCAUGACAACAAAAACAAUAAUGAUAGUG